Molecule: messenger RNA, 1704 nt
Organism: Guyanagaster necrorhizus
Lineage: Eukaryota; Fungi; Basidiomycota; Agaricomycetes; Agaricales; Physalacriaceae
Exons: 10
Coding region: 1-1704 (567 amino acids)
Biological process (GO): nucleolar large rRNA transcription by RNA polymerase I; RNA polymerase I preinitiation complex assembly
Cellular component (GO): RNA polymerase I core factor complex
Molecular function (GO): RNA polymerase I core promoter sequence-specific DNA binding
Source: RefSeq, a predicted model, not a curated record
AUGGCGCCUCGUCGUCGUUGCCCUGUAUGUCAGUCGCGUCAAUGGCACAAAGAGCCUUCAAGUGGUCUUAUUGCGUGCAGUGAAGGACACAUCCUUCAGAAUUAUCGCAAUGAAACUACUACCGAGGCAGAAGACCUGGGUGGUGCCCAUGCUAUGCUGAAACGUACCAUAAAGUCAGGGCGAAAAAAGGCUGAAGAUGUGGGUAUUGGCCGUGCAAAUCCUCAACUGUAUCAUGGCGCGAGGGGAACGUAUCUCUAUUUCCAGUGCCUCCAAAUUAUUUUCCGGAAACAGAUUGCCGCCUUGACAAAGGUAUGGAAUCUACCAUCGGAGUUUGAGUUAGUUUGCCGGGAUAUCUGGACGUUAAACUUGACACUUCUACCUGAACAUCCUCCGCCCGAGCCGUAUCAUUACGUUCAUGGCGAAAAUGCGGGCUCACAAGACGAUGACGACCAGGAUCCCUCAUCUGAUGAGAACGACGAAGACGGGGAUGACGAUCGCAUUCUCGCCACUCUUCAUGCGGAUACGAGUUCUGAAUCUGAGCUUGAAGAUGAAGAUGGGGACGGAGUCAGACGCGGAGAAGCAAAGCAACCACGGAAGAAGCGUUCGCCUGACAGGUACAGAUCAUUGACUAGUACCAUUGCGGUGCUCAUGUUAGCAUGCUGGACAAUGAGGAUUCCGGUAAUGUUUCGUGACUUUAUCAGCGCCAUCGAAGCAUACGAUCUGCCGUAUUUAGAUCCAGUUCGGCUUUUACCUCCGACUAUGGUGGCUCAUUUGACAAGAGCAAAGAUCCAAUCAUUGUCGAUGCAGCGGCCGCCUCGAACAUUGACCCUCCAUAAAUUGACGUCAAGAUUAACCAAGAAGAUGCAUGCGUUAUUUGGUGUUUCCACACCAGAACUAAAUGCAGCUCCACUGCUAUGGCGUGUAACAAGGGUUUUCGGUGGAAAUCCGACAUUGUAUCAGUUGACCAAACAGCUCGCACGUUUACUUUCCCUUCCCCUGAGCGUCAGUUACGCGUUGGCGCCAGGCCUGGAACGGCUCAAAGAAAACGAUCCGGAACACCGUAUGUAUGACCACGUGCCGGUGGAAGUUGGGUUUGUCGCAGUGACGAUAAUCGCGCUGAAGAUGGUGUAUGGAUUGGAUGGGGUACAGAGAGUGCGUCCCGAGCCUGGCGAUCCAGGAUUGAGCCUUCCGGCUAUCGAUGAGUAUCUGGAAUACGUGGGCAGGUUGUCUGAGGAGGACAUAAAGGAGCAGAGCACCAUGUUCAGCUCGGAAAGUCAAAUGUCGGUAGGUGAUCUCGAUGAAUUAAUGUUGGAUGAAUAUGUUUCAUUCUGCGAACGAGCGUUGUUGGGAGGCGAGAAUGACGGGGACGGCAUGGUGGCAAAGUAUUUUCCCCUAAAGGGUCGCAAGUGGAAAGAUCUGCCGGACUCAGAGACAGAAAUACCAUGCGGAAAGAUGCAGGGAUCAAGGCCAGAUGAGGAUGGACAAGGCGAUCGGCCCGGGGAGAAGUACAAAGUUUUUAUUGGAACGGAUAGUGGUGGGAGCGUGGCGGCCGCUCUAGAAAUGGUUGUGCGAAGGGGUGCCGGGUACAUCAAGGUGAGCGAAGAGGACGUAUUCAGCGUGACUGAACGGUGUGAACGACGUUUACUGUCCUGGUGGAAGAAACAACGGAAAACUAACGCAAACAUUGAAGAAAUUCGUACCUAA